Molecule: messenger RNA, 1608 nt
Organism: Theobroma cacao (cacao)
Lineage: Eukaryota; Viridiplantae; Streptophyta; Magnoliopsida; Malvales; Malvaceae
Product: NADH--cytochrome b5 reductase 1-like
Biological process (GO): electron transport chain
Molecular function (GO): cytochrome-b5 reductase activity, acting on NAD(P)H
Source: RefSeq, a predicted model, not a curated record
UGAAAAUUGACAAUCCUAAUUCCUAAAGUUGUUCAAACUUGUACUCCCUACCUUCACACCUAACUUGUACGUGUUAGCUUUGAUAUUUCCUUGAGUGGAAAGCAAUUUCAAGUUGACCAAACACCGGAAAGCAAUUCAACAAAAGAAAAUUAAACUUCCAGAAGUCAUCUCUUCUCGGCUGCGUAGAUAGAAAUUCUCCGCUCAAGAAAAUGGGAAGUUGCAGAUGAGUACACGCUAGCAUUCCUCCUUCAUCAAAUCAACAUGCAAUCUUAAACCUGGCAGGAAUCCUCUAUAUUCGACCCCAGUUAAGAGACUGUUCUCCGGUUGACCAAAACAAACCAAAGGGUGAGACAGAGAACAGAUUCUGCAAAAGCCCUUUACAAUCUUGUCUUUCAUAGUUCCGAAAAUUUGGGUCCCUAAAAAUGGAACAUUUUCAAUCUCACAGGGUGGAAAUAGUAAGCAUAGCCGUGGCCGUGGCUGCCAUUGGCGCUGCUACUGCUUACUAUUUAUAUGUUACAAAGAAACCCGAAGGCUGCUUGGAUCCUGAAGAAUUCAAAGAAUUCAAACUUGUUAAACGCACCCAACUCAGUCACAAUGUGGCUGAGUUUAAGUUUGCUCUUCCCACACCAACAUCAGUUUUGGGGCUUCCAAUUGGACAACAUAUGAGUUGCAGAGGAAAAGAUCAGCAUGGUGAUGAUGUUGUCAAGGCAUAUACUCCAACAACUUUGGAUUCAGAUUUAGGGUAUUUUGAACUAGUCAUAAAGAUGUAUCCCCAAGGAAGAAUGUCCCACCAUUUUCGGGAAAUGCGUGAAGGUGAUUACUUGGCUGUGAAGGGACCCAAGGGGCGCUUCAAGUAUCAACCUGGCCAAGUGAGAGCAUUUGGUAUGCUUGCUGGGGGAACUGGCAUCACUCCAAUGUUCCAGGUUGCUAGAGCCAUAUUAGAGAACCCAAAUGACAAGACUAACAUUCAACUUAUUUAUGCCAAUGUCACUUAUGAGGACAUUCUGUUAAAGGAAGAGUUGGAUGAGCUUGCCAGUAAAUUUCCGAACCGCAUGAGUGUAUACUAUGUUCUGAAUCAGCCUCCUGAAGGAUGGGAUGCUGGCGUUGGAUUUGUAUCCAAGGAAAUGAUUCAAGCCUACUGCCCUGCCCCUGCUCAAGAUAUUCAGAUUUUGAGAUGUGGACCACCUCCCAUGAACAAGGCCAUGGCUGCUCAUCUAGAAGCUCUUGGGUACUCUUCCGAAAUGCAAUUCCAGUUUUAAUCUCCACUCUAAUGGUGCUGCUGGUACUUUUAUCCCUUUAUCGAUUCCCUACAAAUUUCCAAGUGAGCCGUGAAAGAAACUCAAGAUCUGUACUCCAUGAGGUAUUUUAGCCAGAGCACUUGAGUCCUACAAUAAUUAGGGUGGAGAGGAUUUGGUAAUUUAUGCUGUACUCAUCACAUAUUUUUGCUAGCAAAUGUUGCUCCUCCCAAAACUCAUUGAUCAAAGUUCCAUAAUUAAUUUGACUACUCUGUCCUGCAUCUUUCUUGCCAGCCCCUGUGGAACAUGAAGGUCACCAUUUUCAUCAAAAUGAAAUGAGUGACCCUUUUUUCCUAUUUGAUGAGUUUGGGUU